This is a messenger RNA of Seriola dumerili (greater amberjack), 2778 nucleotides long. It is a transcript of the gene sinhcafl, whose product is annotated as protein FAM60A-like. The coding region runs from base 93 to 773 and encodes 226 amino acids. The transcript is spliced from 6 exons. NCBI's taxonomy places the organism in Eukaryota, Metazoa, Chordata, Actinopteri, Carangiformes, Carangidae. The record is from RefSeq and is a predicted model, not a curated record. Gene Ontology annotation, biological process: negative regulation of cell migration.
UAGUAAGAGCAUGCGCAGUGCGUGAAAAGAAUACGGCGAAGAUUCAAAGUUUUUGUUCAGUUUUUGCCAUAUCACUGACCAACAAGCAGACUAUGUUUGGCUUUCACAAGUCAAAGAUCUACCGGAGUAACGACGGCUGUUGCAUCUGCAAGACCAAGUCCUCCAGUUCACGCUUCACAGACAGCAGUCGAUAUGAAGAGACGUUCAGGCUCUGUUUUGGGCUGUCAGAGGAUCGUGUUGGAGACAUUUGCAAUGCAUGUGUGUUACUGGUGAAGAGGUGGAAGAAGCUGCCUCAUGGCUCCAAGAAGAACUGGAACCAUGUGGUGGAUGCCAGAGCUGGGCCGGGCUUCAAGGUGACAAAACCCAAGAAGAUCAAGAACAGCGAUGGGAAGAAGAAAAGCAAGCUAAAGAAACUUCACAAGUUAAAGAGACAAACAGACUCAGAUGCCCAAAGCACAACCUCCAGUGUGUCUCCUGCCCAGUCUCCCAGUUACAGCAACCAGUCAGAUGAUGGCUCAGACAUCGAGUCAAAACAAAGACGCUCGACUCCCUCUAUCUUCUCUUUCUUGGAUCGUUCCUACUGGAAAAGACAAAAGGUGUGCUGUGGGAUUGUCUACAAGGGGCGGUUUGGAGAGGUGAUUAUUGAUCCUCGUCUUUUCAAGCCCUGCUGCAGUUCCAAAAAACAGAAGACACUGGCGUCCACACAAGUGGCCGCACACCUUCCAGACACACUUCCUCCACAGCUCCCGGAAGACGCCCAAGAAACCUGGUGAUUGCUUUUGUUGAAUCCCCCUGUAGGGUUAUCCAUGGCAUCCACCUGGAUUUGUCUCCAGUGGCAGACCUCCUAAUCCCACUCCCCCUGUUAGAUCACUUAGUUAGAUAUUUCAUUCCUUUUUUAUAUGGGUAUUUUUUUAAACUUUUGUAUAGAGUUAAUUUUCUUUUUUUAUGAAAAGCUUAAAGGAAAAAAAAAAACUUACGGGCAUUAGCGUUAUUUAUAGGAUGAGGAGACAAAUUUUGAUGAGGCUCCGUUUCUGAUUCUAUACUGUUUUUGAUUAUUUUGUAUUACGUGAUCAUAAAUGUUUUGUCACUUUUUCAUACAUAUCAAGACUGUUCUUUUUUUUUUCAUAAUUUGUCAAAUUGUAAGUGUGCAUAUGAAAGACACCAGCUAUACCUAAUACCAGCUUUUUUGUGUGUGUGUGUGUGUAGGAGUGGCUCUUGCAAUGUUUUUUGUCCUUUCUGUUUGCUCCGUAUGUGCAAAUGCGUGAGUCUGUAGGAUUUCUAGUACAAAGAGGGCUAUCGGUGACACCAGGGAUCAUUAGUACACUGUCCUCCAUGAAUUAAGCUUUUAAUGUGUGUAUAGAAAUGAACGAAUAAUCUCUCUGACAUUUUUCACAGCCUAAGCAUGCCAUGCGUUUGAAACACUCCAUUGUAAUUUGUUCAGCAGUUUGUGCACAUUGACUCAGAUAGAUGUGGUUAGACCAUGCAUGCAGUACAUUCCUCUGCCUUUCUGGAAUGACAAAAGCGAUGUAUUUAUUUCUUUUGUACAGCCUCCAAUGAAAUGACAAUGCAUGUUGUAAAGCAAAUGUUUUUAAAAUGGAUUUUGUAAAUACAGUGUUUUGGCUCUUGGUCCAUUCAAACUUUUUUAAAUGACAGGAAUGGCAAACCACUACUAAUGUAAAAAACUGUUUUUGUGUGUCUGAAAGGUGCUGAAAACAUGUACUUUUACGCUAAUUCAAGUUUUUAGAGAAUAUUCACAUCUCAUUUUCUCAGACACAUUUCUCUAAAAGAUGUGCAAAGCUGUAGCCUAUGCUAUGUACAGAAAUAUGUGUAAACUGCAGGGAAAGUUAAACGCUUAUAUGCAGCAUCAUUGAGCUGCAAUAUUCCUUUUUCAUUCGCUAAUGGCACGCAAUGGUAAGAAAUUGAACAUUCUGGAAACGCAAUCUAUGUUUUAUGGCUACUCUACAUUUUUGACAGAAAAUGCUGUCAGAGAAAAUGUGUUUGUGAUUGUCAUUGCUGUGAUUUAUUCAGAUGCAAUUGUCCAAGUUCAAACUAUGCAGACAUUAUGAAUGUGAGAAGUGCUCUGGGGCUGUCUGUCACUUUUACUAUUUUAGUGUAAAGUGGUGGAUCUUUAUUCAACCAAAUUGGCUUGUAAAAAGCAUCAAUUAUUUCAGCAAUAACUUUACGUUUUCCUAAUCACAAUUCAUAAUUGUCUCAAGAUAUAUCUUGUUAUAAUAAUGCUCAGAUUGCACAGUUUUAGUCAUGGUGUGCUUACUGUCUCUCAAAUCAAUACCGCAGUGACAACGGUUACAUUUUUUACAAUAUUGUUAUCAAUAUCAAACAUGAAUUGACAGACAAUGCUCUGUAAAGUUGCUUAAUAUAUAAACUUUUCUGCGGCAGGGUAGUUAAAUGCUGAACAUGUUCUAUUAUUCUUACUAAAAGGAGAAAUGCUGCUUCCUUUUAAGCUGGAAAAUAAGCUUGUUUUUGUCCUUAGGGAGUUGCCAUAUUUUUUUUUUGCGAGGUACAUUUUGGGAUGUGAGAUGUGCCUUAAUGAAUUACCUGACCUUUUCAUUAUGAUUCUCAUGUAAUUUAUAUUUAUUUAUUACAAAGCUUUUUUUUUUUUACUGAAAUUUUGAGACAACUUGGUGUAGAGCCUUUCAGAAAAUCUGUUCUUAAUUUUGUGCACUUCCUUUGAACAUGCAAUGUAGAUGUUUUUCAAUGCUUUUUUUGUAUACUGUACCACAAAGUAGAAGUGUAUUGUAAUAAAAAUAAAAUUAAAAA